UCCGCAAAUCGGCCAUUGGCGCACGUGUAUCACAAUGGCAGAGACGGGAGAGAAACUCAGCAAAAGUGAGCUGAAGAGGCGGUUGAAGGCGGAAAAGAAGGCCGCUGAGAAAGCAGAGAAACAGGCAGCAGUGACAGCAGCUGAGUCAGUCAAGAAACCUACUGCGGAAAAGAAACAGGAUGAUGAAGACAUUGACCCAAAUGAGUAUUUCCGUUUGCGGUCUCGAGCGGUUGCUCAGUUGAAGGAGGAGAAUGACCAUCCCUACCCCCACAAGUACCACGUGGAGGUCUCACUGACGGAGUUCAUAGCUCGGUACAAUGGCGUGGCUGAUGGAGAGAUCCUUGAUGAUGUCGUCUCAGUUGCAGGUCGUAUACACGCGAAGAGGUUGUCUGGUGCCAAGUUGAUCUUCUAUGAUCUGCGGGGUGAAGAUGUGAAGAUCCAGGUCAUGGCCAAUGCCAAGUACUACCAACCGGAGGCGGCCUUCGAGGGUGUCAUGGACAAGGUGAAGAGAGGUGACAUCAUCGGUGUCCGCGGGCGACCAGGGAAGACGAAGAAGGGUGAGCUGAGCAUCAUACCCUCCGAGAUCACCUUGCUGUCCCCCUGUCUACACCAGCUGCCUCAUCUGUACUAUGGGGUCAAGGAUAAGGAAACAAGAUUCAGACAGCGAUAUCUGGACUUGAUUAUUAAUGAGCCUGUCAGAAGAAAGUUUGUCACUCGAGCCAAGAUUAUCAACUAUGUACGCAGAUUCCUGGAUGAUUUAGGAUUCCUGGAGGUGGAGACACCGAUGAUGAACAUGAUCCCAGGGGGUGCCACUGCCAAGCCGUUCAUCACUCAUCACAAUGAUCUGAAACUAGAUCUGUUCAUGAGGGUAGCGCCGGAGUUGUACCUCAAGAUGUUGGUUGUGGGAGGCCUUGAUCGGGUGUACGAGAUUGGCAAGCAGUUCCGUAAUGAGGGUAUCGACAUGACACACAACCCUGAGUUCACAACGUGCGAGUUCUAUAUGGCGUACGCCGACUAUCAGGACCUAAUGAAGAUCACCGAGUCCAUGGUCUCAGGUAUGGUGAAGUAUCUUUGGGGUUACAAGGUCACGUUUCACCCUGAUGGGCCAGAUGGAGAAGGGGUGGAGAUCGACUUCACACCACCCUUCAGGCGUAUCAGUCUGUGUGAGGAGCUUGAGAAGAUCCUCAAGGUGAAGUUCCCAGAACCAACAGCAUUCAACACAGAAGGAGCCCGCAAGUUCUUUGAUGAUUUGUGUCGUAAGCUGGAGGUGGAUUGUGCCGCCCCUCGGACACUCAGCCGUCUACUAGACAAGCUGGUGGGUGAAUAUUUGGAGGAGAAAAUCAUCAACCCCGCUUUCAUCAUUGAACAUCCUCAAGUGAUGAGUCCACUAGCUAAAUGGCAUCGGUCCAAGCCAGGUUUGACGGAACGGUUUGAGCUGUUUGUGAUGAAGAAGGAGGUUGCCAAUGCUUACACAGAGUUGAACGACCCUGUUGUGCAGAGAGAUAGGUUUCAGCAGCAGGCCAAGGACAAGGCAGCUGGUGAUGAUGAAGCCAUGUUUGUGGAUGAGAACUUUUGUACAGCACUGGAGUAUGGGCUUCCUCCCACCGCAGGGUGGGGCAUGGGGAUCGACCGACUCACCAUGUUCCUUACCGACUCCAACAACAUCAAGGAAGUACUCCUGUUCCCAGCAAUGAAACCAGAAGACAACAACCCCAAGCCAGAAGACGCAGCAGACGCCAACCCGAAGGCAACGUCUUAACAUCAGCUCCACACAUCGCCUUCAUGUCCGUGUCUACAUGCCUUUCUAGGCAUCACGCCAUUGUUGGAACAGCCAUUGUUAAUCUUCGUUGUUUUAUUUACCAUGGCUCAGUUUCAAGACCAAUGUCCACUAUGUCGUCAGUAGCUACAGGGUAGGGUGAACGUGUCUAUGUCAAAGAUCAGUGAAUCAAGGCUUGUAGAGUCCAGGAUAGGAUAAAGAUGUCCAUGAGUGAUUAAUUCUAAAUGAAUUGUACAGUUGUGUCAGUGUAUCAUUGAUACCUCAAAUGUUGAAUCAUAUGGGAAUUCAGUUUGAGUCGUAUCGUCUCUCUGAAAGGACUAUCAUAAGAUAUGUUCCUGAUUGAGAAUCCAUUUUGAGUCAGUAUGCAAUUUUGUCUGUGAAAGGAGCUUGAACGAUUUCCUAUGACCCGAACCCCCAGAUUAUAUCUUCCAUUUAACAAACAGAAAAUGUACGAUAAAACCUUGUUGACACU
Haliotis rubra (blacklip abalone) is the source of this 2249-nucleotide messenger RNA. Its product is annotated as lysine--tRNA ligase-like. Gene Ontology annotation, biological process: lysyl-tRNA aminoacylation. The record is from RefSeq and is a predicted model, not a curated record. Lineage: Eukaryota; Metazoa; Mollusca; Gastropoda; Lepetellida; Haliotidae. Gene Ontology annotation, cellular component: mitochondrion; cytoplasm; aminoacyl-tRNA synthetase multienzyme complex. Gene Ontology annotation, molecular function: tRNA binding; lysine-tRNA ligase activity; ATP binding.